This is a messenger RNA of Exophiala aquamarina CBS 119918, 1137 nucleotides long. RefSeq lists its product as uncharacterized. The transcript is spliced from 2 exons. NCBI's taxonomy places the organism in Eukaryota, Fungi, Ascomycota, Eurotiomycetes, Chaetothyriales, Herpotrichiellaceae. Bases 1 to 1137 code for a protein of 378 amino acids. The record is from RefSeq and is a predicted model, not a curated record. Gene Ontology annotation, molecular function: oxidoreductase activity.
AUGGCAACAUCUUCGCAGGUCAAGCUUGCGGUGGGCAUCAUCUCAAUUGGGGAUAUGGGACUGGGGAUUGCCCGAUUAUUACGACAUCAUGACUACACGAUCUACACGGUUGCAAAAGGCAGAAGGCAAGCCCCUUCGAAAUCGACGUUGAUCAGAGCCGCCCAGAUCGUCUCCCUUGAUUCUGACGAAGAACUCGUUGCCGAGUCUGACAUCAUCUUGAGCAUUGUCCCACCCAGGGAUGCCAUCGCAACCGCGAAACGAGCUUUGAUAGCGUGCAAAAACCCUGAGGCGAUCAAACGACGAAGCGAGAGAAAAGGAACCGCGGUACUCGGCCAAGCACCGAGCUUGACCUAUAUCGACCUGAACGCCAUUUCCCCACGCAGCGCAAAGACCAUCGCGGGUCUUUUCACCGCCGAACUCUCACCACCGUCACCCCGUAGACUCUCGAUAACGAGGUCAUUCUCAUUCCGCAAGAACUCACAGCCCGAGCCGGACCCGAUCCCGAUCAAAUACCUGGACGGCGGUAUUAUCGGCGGCCCACCGUCCUUGAAGCAGGACCAGACUUGGAAGCGUCCCUCUAUCGUGCUCUCCGGACCCGGAAUCACGGAUCUUCUGCCAGACGCUCUCAUCUCACUUUUGAAUAUCAAGAUAGUGGGCGCCACCAUCGGCCCUGGCUCUGCACUCAAAGCGUGCUUCGCAUCACUGACCAAAGGUUUGACGGCAUUGUCCAUCCUCUCGUUCACGACAGCCCAAACGGCCGGGGUCCUGCCGCAAUUGCAAGCGCACCUCAAAGAAUACAGCCCCAAUACGCUGGCGCUUGCAACCGGUGGUCUGGUUGGUAUGCCCCCAAAGGCGUAUCGCUGGGUCGAUGAGAUGCGACAGAUUGGCGAGACGUUCACCGAGGAUGGCGGCUUCGGUCAUGGGAUUGGUGGUGGCCAGAUCUACGAAGGGAUCGCGGAGAUAUAUAAGUUGAUCGCCGACGACACGGUCCUGGGUGAAGAGAGAGUGGAGAAACGGAAACGAGGAACGACCGCGGAAGACGUGGCGGAGUGUGUAAAGGAGGGAAUUGCACGGAAGAAGCAAAAGGGCUCGAGCGAUGAGGACCUCGAUCAAGCUUGGAGGGGAAGAUGGUCAUGA